AAUUAUUAAUUUUUGUCUUCUUCAGUUCUUCAUUAUCAUUCAUGUCAUCCAAUGUUUGCCUGGAGAUAGCAGUGGAGAUCUUGGGGGAGGACAAUGCCAGAUCUUCUUUAGCACAGAUGCCUGUGCUAAUGGGCGCGUGAUAACGUGCUAGAAUGUCAGUGCGACUUCUGUCCCUGUCGUCGUCAGAACUUGUUCUCAGUCAAACCGUGUCAUCGACUGCUCGGAGAACAUUUUGUAGCUGCUUUUCUCCCACGAUAGCUCGUGGACAGGCGAUAUGUGGACGCCAUUCCGCACAUUUUCUGCCACCUUCCCGCUCCUAUCUGUGCCUCAAUCGCACAGAAUUUCAGCUAGGCAGUUGGUCGGCAUCUCUUGAUGUUUUCAUCCGCGCUCAGAGUGAUUUGGCUGGGCACUUGGAGACGUGUGCCAGUGCUCCUGAGCUGAUUACGCAUUAUUCGUCCUCACUGCAGUCCACAGGCGAUGAUAAGCUACUGUUUCUCAUUAGUUUGGCCAAAUGCCUGCAGAAGGAGUCAGUUGAACAGGCGCAUCGAAUCUACAGCGAUCCUGUGAUCACGUCUCUGUCUCUCCUCUAUAGCUCAACGCCGUCGAAGGUUGGUGCAAUCAGCAAUGCAUUUUUGGAUCUUCCCCACCAGCCAGCAGUGUUAUCUGCCAAUGUGAAGGAGACACUGAUCAAGGCUGCAACUGAUCUCGACAACUUGUCCCCAAUAAAGAACACAGCCUUAGUGGCACUUGCCAUGUCCCGCCUGGGCGUUGUAGACAGCGAGCCUUGGUCUAGGGUUGCAGCGGUGGCUUGCGCAAACUUGAGUACUGCCAGUGUGCACAACCUGUUUGUCGUUCUGGACGCCCUGACGGCAACCAAGGCCUUUGCGUUGCCGGCGCUGGUCGACCUGCGCAUGCGCACCGAGACUCAACUGCAGGAGAGUCUGUCUACCCUGUCCAUGAAUCAAAUGCAAGACCUGGUGCAGAUGUAUGCGAGGCCGUCCACGGCUGCGCUCCACAAGUCCCGCACGAUCAUGCCAUCCGAGUCGGCCAUGACCAAGGCCAGCCAGCACAUCCUGACCCUCGCGUCCAGCCCGUCGUUCCCGCUGUUGGGCGAGAGCAGCGCCAUCUCCGACCUGCUGGAGAUGUGCCGCAAGCUCUACAUCAACAUGAUGCCGGUGGACAAGGGUCUGGUGGAGCUCAUCUCUCUGUGGCUCUUGCAGCACCAGGGUGCUGACAACGGCGAGCCAUCGCAGGAGGUGGCCAAACUGUCCGCUGGCGACGUGAACAACUUUGCUUGCCUGGCGUUCCUCGUCGCCAGCGAUUCGCCGGUGACGGAGAAGGCGGCCGGUGUCGUGCUCGCUGCGCACCGGGACACGCUGAAGCUGCCAGCCCUGCUCAACUUCCUCAGCUAUUUCAAGGCUGCGAAAUCGCUGGACAACAUUCGCUCAGUCUUGAGAGCCGUCCUGCAGCAGAAGAUGCGGGACGACUUGCUGCCAGACCUGCUCAAGACGCUAACGUCCGUGCUGGCCUUUUCCGAUCUGGAGCGCCUGGAACUGAGCCCGUACGCGGCCUGGCUGGCCGAGCGCAUCAACGCCGGCGACACCAAGCUGUCCGUGCAGCAGAUCUUGGAGCUAAAACGUAUGUCACAGUGA
This is a messenger RNA of Sycon ciliatum, 1652 nucleotides long. RefSeq lists its product as uncharacterized. The record is from RefSeq and is a predicted model, not a curated record. The transcript has 7 exons. The coding region runs from base 153 to 1652 and encodes 499 amino acids. Lineage: Eukaryota; Metazoa; Porifera; Calcarea; Leucosolenida; Sycettidae.